This is a messenger RNA of Enhydra lutris kenyoni (northern sea otter), 1968 nucleotides long. RefSeq names its product WD repeat-containing protein on Y chromosome-like. NCBI's taxonomy places the organism in Eukaryota, Metazoa, Chordata, Mammalia, Carnivora, Mustelidae. Gene Ontology annotation, molecular function: protein binding. The record is from RefSeq and is a predicted model, not a curated record. The transcript has 19 exons.
AUGAUCCUCAGCAUAGCAUCCAAUUUAAAUAGAAAGAACUUGCUGCUGACAGGCAGAAUGGAUCGAAUCAUUCGAGUCUGGAAUCCUUAUCUGCCUGGAAAACCAACAGGUAUGCUGAAAAGCCACACGGCUCCAGUGAUCUACAUCCAUGUAUCUGCUGAGGAUAACAAAAUAUUCUCUAUGUCCACCGACAACACUAUUAAGAUCUGGGAUCUAGAGACGGACAGCUGCUUGUUUACCGCAUCCUCCAAAGCCGGCGGUAUUAAGGGGGACUUUGCAGCCUGCCUCUACCUCCCUGAAUCCAGAUCCCUGUGUGUGGCCACUGACACGGUAGCACUCCUACACCUGAGACUGAGAUCUCCGCCAGAGCCGUGCCUGGUGGUUUCCCACCAAAAGCCCGUGGUGUGCUGCCGCUACAACCUGGCCUUCAGGCAGGUGGUCAGCUGCUCCGAAGCAUCUGUGAUAAAAGUGUGGGACUUCGAAACAGGAAGACUGUUGUCUGGAUUUACUGGGGCUCAUGACAAUGCUGGAAUCACAUGUCUGACCUUUGACACCAGUGGAAGAAGGCUAAUCACCGGGGGCAGAGACGGCUGUCUGAAAAUAUGGAGCUACAACAACGGACAUUGUCUGCACACACUGAAACACGAUGAAAAGCAAAGUGAAGUCUGUGAUUGCACCUACGUGGAGGUGAACCAAAAUAAGUGUAUCAUAGCUGUUGGAUGGGACAGAAGAAUAAAUGUAUAUUUUGAUGCACCACGUGACUUUCAUCACUUCUGGAAGCCCCAGCCACACUGGCAGGAUGACCUGAACCACGGGCACAAGGAGGACAUCCUGUGUGUGGCUCAGUGCCCACCUUUUCUUCUUGCCACCUCCAGUUAUGAUGGGGAGGUCAUCAUUUGGAAUGUCAUCUCAGGCCACAUAUACUGCAAGCUGAAUACUCCCACCCCCUCUGAUGAUGCAGAAGAUGGAAAGGGCCCAGACCGGUGUGUUUCCUGCCUCAUCUUCCUGAAGUCUCGGGCUGCCAAGUUUGAAUCAGCGGCUGCUUCCCUCAUCACCAAUGGGCCUGGAGGUUCUGUCACCUUCUGGAAGCUGUUUGGUGGGGCCUGUCCCAUUGCAAACUUCACUCCCUCCAGGGACAAAACGCAGGUCAGCAGCAUCGCGGUGACAGCAGGAGAUGCCCUUGUCUACGUGACUGACCAGGAAGGUUUUGUGCACGUUUAUGACAUCAAAGAGUAUGGCCUACAGGGACCUGAGCUGCAGUCCCCCAAGAAUGUGACAUUCUGGCAGGCCCAUGUCAGUGUGGUGACAUCUCUGGAGCUGAUAGAAGAAAAGUUUCUGCUGUCGUCCUCCCUUGACCGCACUGUGCGCCUGUGGAGUGUGGACGGGAAGUACAUAGGAACUUUUGGGCAACAAAGCCCCUGGGAUAUUUUCACUCCUGCCUCCUAGAGCCACCCUAGAGUGCCCUGUGAAAUUUUGACAGAUCCCCAGAGCACACCUGCUCACCCAGUGCUGGGAGGGGAUGUGGCUGUUCUGCACACAAAGGAGGAGGAACAAGACAAGGUGGUAGAGGAAAAGGCAAAGUUGGUCCCUGCACAUCCAAUUCACAUCUUCGCAUUUUGGAAUUCUGUGGCUUGGAAUACAAAUUGCAACCUGAAAGAGUCAAGGAAUGACCCAGAGAACCAACCUGAAAAGACCCCUAAUCCUCGCUCUCCAGAAGACCCCAUCCCUAAAGUUGAAAUGAAAGAAGACAUAGAUCAAUGGCUGCCGCUGGACUGGAACCCGCCUUCCAGGAGAACAUGUGGGCUGGGGUGGUCAAGCAUCUACCAGACCCUCCGGUGCCACGAGGUCGCCUGCACGUCCGCUGUCAGGGAGAAGCCAGACUUGUCUAUUAUCAGCUCAGAUUUGUUUAAAGUAAAUUUCCUCGUGAAGGAACAAGAAGGAGGUGAAGCUGCCCAGAAGGAGCACUGA